AUGCGCCUUGUUGCUAUUGUACACGUCGCCAUGGCCGCCUUUGAACUCAACAUCGUCUGCGAGUUGCUCCAUGAUACCGCGCCCUCGCUCCUGCAUCCAGACGUGAAGGUUCUGAACGGUCAUAAAAAACCGCGGGAUGCAGGAGUUGCGGACCAGAAGGAGGGGUAG
Heterobasidion irregulare TC 32-1 is the source of this 168-nucleotide messenger RNA. RefSeq lists its product as uncharacterized. The coding region runs from base 1 to 168 and encodes 55 amino acids. Lineage: Eukaryota; Fungi; Basidiomycota; Agaricomycetes; Russulales; Bondarzewiaceae. The transcript has a single exon. The record is from RefSeq and is a predicted model, not a curated record.